GUUGCGAUCCUGGGAGGAAGCUCUGGCGCGGGCAGCCGAGGAGCAGAGGGAGCAAGAGGAGCAUCUGAGGAGGCGUGAGCAGGAGUUAGCCGAGAGGGAGAUCGACAUUGUGGAGAGAGAGCUCAACAUCAUCAUCCAUCAGAUGUAUCAAGAGAAACCACAUGUGAAAAAACGCAAAGGCCACUUCAAAAAGAGCAGACUGCUCAAACUUGGCAGGGACAGCAACUGCAUCAGUCUGCCAUCUGGUUUUGAACAUAAGAUCACGGUGCAAGCGUCACCCAGCGUGGACAAGAGGAAAGGUCAGGGUAGUGAAAGCACCACUCCUCCAGCCAGCCCAGGGGUCAUGCCUCGCCUCAGAGCCAUACGCCUGACGCCCAGUGAUGGAAGGAAGACGUGGGGCCGGACGGCAGUGUGUAAGAAAGAAGACCUAGGGACCAAGAAGAAGGGCCGAACAUGGGGGCCCAGCUCCACACAUCAGCGCGAGAGAGUCGGUGGAGAGGACAAGUUAAAGUCACUUGGCGAGGGUAAGGUGUUGUCCUCCAGUGCUCCAAAUCUGGGGAAGUCCCCAAAACAUGCUCCUAUGACAGCUGGAUUCUCAAGCCUAAAUGAAAUGGAGGAGCACUGUGAGUUUGAUGACAGUUCCCCAGGACGUCUGGCUCCUGAGCUGGGCAGUAAUGGAGCGAUGGAGGAGGUGGGUUUAGGGUCAGCGGGUGUAGGGCCGGGAACAGGCUCACAGGAUUCAGUUCGGCGCUGCAGCCAGAGGAAAAAAAGUGACCUGCUGCUGCUGGGCUGUACCUCCAUACUGGCCGCUGUGGGCCUGGGCUCUGACAUCUUCCAGCUGGGACGACAGCAGAUGAGUCAAGAUGAGCAGGACCUGCGAGAGGAGCAGAGGAAGAAGAAGGAGGGUUUGUUUCAGUGCACGGGCCGAUUCAGACGCAGCACCUCUCCACCCAGCCGCACACUGUCACUCUCCCUGUCCCACAACCGCCAUCAGGACUCCAGCCUGCCCCGCAUGGACCCGUCUCCUUCCGUUACCCUCCUCUCUUUGUCCUACCUCUCUGACUGCAACUCCACCAAGUCCCUGUUGCCCUCUGAUCCUGAUGACUUUGCCCCGAACCCUAGUAGUGCUCACCCGGUGGUCUCUCCCGCGGUGUCAUUAAACCCUCUGCUGGACCUGAGGGCGGAGAGCUUCAAACGAGAGCCCAAUCAGUCCCUCACACCCACCCAUGUCUCUGCAGCUAUGGCAUUAAACCGCGGGCACCGCCGCACACCCUCUGAUGGGGCCAUCCGUCCUCGAGCGCAGACGGUCAUUGGGCAUCGGCGCACCCCCUCUGAUGGGAGUAUGCCCUUCCCACCCGCACAAGCCCCAACCAUUACACCAUAUACAGGUUCUCAUGAAACUCUUGACAUUCCACGCCUGCCUGACCCAUCCAUGGUCUAUCCCUCAGCCAAUCGGCGCAAACCUCCUCCUCCCAUCCCCAUCCCCGUGCCAGAGCCAGACAGCCAAACAGGCACACUUGAGCGUCCCAAAACCCUUGAGUUCGCGCCUCGCCCCCGACCCACCCCAGCUCGGGCACGUCCGGACCCCUGGAAACUAUCAUCUCUGUCCCAGACGCUCAGUUCGUCUCCAGGUAGCAGCUGCGACAGUCCACUGGGCUCAAGUGACAGCGGAGUGAGCGCUGGAGCGGGUGUUGUCCAUAAAAACCUUCUCGACAUGGACAUGGAAGGCCAGAGCCAGGACAACACCGUCCCCCUGUGCGGACAACACCAAAAGGCCACUCUAUGCGGACAACAUUUCUCAUAGAAAGACUUCUGUCCCCCACCGUCCGGGCUGAUGCACACUGAACCAGCACUCUGUGGCCGUCAUAAGAGGUUUCCCCACAGUUUGCCCCGUGAUCCCAUCAGACCAUGCUCUCUGGCAGCUCUAAUGGAAAAGCUGCCCUCUGCAGUAGCUAGACAGCCGCCUUCUGGACAGGUUAAGAGAUAAAUGACCUUGAUUUGUUUAUCUCAGCCUGUCCUCAAUGACUCAUUCUCUGCGUGUUUAAUGGGCCUCAUAAUGGCUGCGAUCGGUUGGUUAAACAGUGGCCUGUAGUGAGCAGGAGAGGGCAGUCUAACUACUGUAGGUCUGUGACCUUCCUUGUUUGUCCAUAUCUCUGUUAUCAUAGGGCCAGUCUCUCUCGCCUCUUCUUCUUCAUCAUGGUCUCCAUGGGUACAACCUGUUUUUUGGCCUGGAAAAAAAACGCCAUUUUUUCCCCCUCCAGUGUGUACAUUAUAAAGUUCAGCGAUGCUUUCUGUGUUUACAUUCAGGAGAAUUGUGUAUGCAGUUAAUUGCAAUGACACAGGGAGCUCUUUUGCGAGUUGCAUUCAUUGUAAUAUAUUGAUACAAUAUAAAAAUAGGUGUACCACAAGAAUUUUAUAUUUUUCUUUUUUUGAAAAUAACAAACAAAAAAAACAGACUACAUCUCAAACUACUCUCUGCAUGACCUAAUCAGAAUGUGAGAGCAGUCCAAACGUGAAAAGAAACAUGAGCAGAUGCUUUCUCUCCAUGUGUGGAAGUACUUGGCACUUUCCAAGGAUAGGGUACACUUUUUUUUUAAAGCAUUAGAGGCAUAAAUCUCAUGUUUUUGGUCACGAAAAGCAGCUAAUUAAAAAAAAAAAGAAAACUUCAGAUGUUUGUAUUCCACUUAAAAUGGGAAUUUUGGCCCUUCCCACCUCAGAAGCCUCGAACUUUUGGAUGUAUCCAACAAAUAUAAUGCUAAAUUAUACAUAUACACAUUAUAUAUAUAUAUAUCCUAUAUAUGUAUAUUCUAUUUAUCUGUCUCACAUUUUGUGUACAACCCUGCAUGAUGUAAUACACAUUUCACAAGCCAAAAAUUUAAUUGCAUGUUCUCAAAUUAAAUUUGACCAGCUCAACUUUCAACUGUUACCUUUGGUAUUAAAGAAAAAAUAAUAUUUGUCUUUAAUUUAUGGGAGAUAAGUGCAUGGGAAGUAACUACAACUCACCGUAUCUGCCCCUAUUGAUAGCCCCAUUAGCAACACUUUUUUCUUCUUUUUUAUUUUUUUAUAUAUUUUGUCUAGUUAUUUAGCUGUUUAUUGCAAGGAAAAAUAACAAAAUUAAAUGAACCAGGUAAACUCUAUAUAAACCCUAUUUAGUGAUUCU
Sinocyclocheilus anshuiensis is the source of this 3160-nucleotide messenger RNA. RefSeq names its product mitogen-activated protein kinase kinase kinase 10-like. Bases 143 to 1804 code for a protein of 553 amino acids. Lineage: Eukaryota; Metazoa; Chordata; Actinopteri; Cypriniformes; Cyprinidae. The transcript has 9 exons. The record is from RefSeq and is a predicted model, not a curated record.